GUGUUCAGGGAGUUCAACAACAGUCAGUUAUCCACAGGCCAUUCCAUUAUGGGUUUCUUUGCGCUGAACCACAUCACAAAUGUGUUUGGUAUCUCUGGACUCCUCCAAGUGCUCUCCUUGCUUGGUCUGCUGCUGCUGCUCUCCAAAGCUGCCCAAUACUACCUACACAGACAAUGGCUCCUCAAGUGUCUCCAGCAGUUCCCAUCCACGCCUUCCCACUGGCUUUUUGGGAAUCUCCUAAAGGACCAGGAACUCCAGCAGACACUUUUAUGGGUAGAGAAAUUCCCAACCACCUGUUUAAAGUGGUUUUGGGGGAACAAAGCAAGUGUCGUGAUCUACGACCCUGACUACAUGAAGCUGAUACUGGGGAGAUCAGAUCCAAAGCCUGUAAAAUCAUAUGGUUUCUUUGCUCCCUGGAUUGGCUAUGGGUUGCUCCUGUUGGAAGGGAAGAAGUGGUUCCAACACCGGCGGAUGUUAACUCCAGCAUUCCACUACGAUAUCCUUAAACCUUAUGUGGGAAUCAUGGCAGACUCUGUCCGUGUGAUGCUAGACAAGUGGGAACAGCUUGCUGACCAGGACUGCCCUCUGGAGAUUUAUCAACACGUCUGCUUAAUGACCAUGGAGAUAAUCAUGAAAUGUGCGUUCAGUUACCAGGGCAGUGUCCAGCAGAAUGACUGCGAAAAUUUCAGAUCCUACGUUCAGGCGGUUGAAGAGCUGACUCGUGGGGUUCACUCAAGAGUGAGGACUGCCUUUCACCAGAGUAAUAUCAUCUACAAUCUGUCCUCCAGUGGCCGCGCAUUCCACCGUGCCUGUUGGGUUGCCCAUGAACACACAGACAGAAUGAUUAGUAUGAGGAAGACUCAGCUGGAGAAUGAGGGAGAGCUGGAGAAGGUGAAGAAGAAGAGGCACUUGGAUUUCUUGGAUAUCCUCUUGCUUUCCAAAAUGCAGGAUGGGAAGAGCUUGUCUGAUGAGGACCUGCGUGCAGAAGUGGAUACAUUCAUGUUCGAGGGCCAUGACACCACAGCCAGUGGAAUAUCCUGGAUUUUCUAUGCUCUGGCCACACACCCUGAGCACCAACAGAGAUGCAGGGAGGAGGUGCAGAGCAUUCUGGGUGAUGGAACCUCUGUCACUUGGGACCACCUGGACAAGAUGCCCUACACCACCAUGUGCAUCAAGGAGGCCAUGAGGCUCUACCCACCUGUACCAGCAAUAGCCAGAGAGCUCAGCACACCUAUCACCUUCCCAGAUGGACGCUCUUUACCCAAAGGUUUCACGGUUAGUCUCUCCUUCUAUGGCCUUCACCAUAACCCAAGAUUGUGGCCAAACCCAGAGAUCUUUGACCCUUCUAGAUUUGCACCAAAUGCUGCCCGUCACAGCCAUGCCUUCCUGCCCUUCUCAGGAGGAGCAAGAAACUGCAUCGGGAAACAGUUUGCCAUGAAUGAAUUGAAGGUCGCCGUGGCCCUGACCCUGCUCCGCUUUGAGUUGCUGUCAGAUCCCACCAAAGUUCCAGUCCUCGUGCAAAGAACUGUGCUAAAGUCCAAGAAUGGGAUCUAUCUUCGUCUCAAGAAGCUAAAAUAACACCAGUGGAGAAAAGCACAGCCUUGGAGGCCUUUUGCCUGCAGUACUUUCUGUCUAUCUCCUGCUUUGUUCCUGGUUAUCUAUACUUAUUUUGCUUACUUUCUGGCCCCCAUCCCCUUCUCCUAUGCUGACUAUAAUGUCUCCUGUCAUCCCGCCUUUCUGUCCUUUCUCUAACUCUCCCCAGACUCCUUACAAGAUUGUGUGUGUACCUGUUCCCACCUGGUUAUGUCUCUGAUUCACCACACAACCCCUGAACACCUGCCUGUCCUCAGUGUACCCUUUAUAACCAUUGCUCCCAUGGAUAAAUGGAUACAUUAAAAGAAGACACCUGUGUCCCUCCU
This is a messenger RNA of Myodes glareolus (Bank vole), 1919 nucleotides long. RefSeq names its product cytochrome P450 4A2-like. Gene Ontology annotation, biological process: lauric acid metabolic process; kidney development; linoleic acid metabolic process. Gene Ontology annotation, molecular function: arachidonate monooxygenase activity; alkane 1-monooxygenase activity; iron ion binding. The record is from RefSeq and is a predicted model, not a curated record. NCBI's taxonomy places the organism in Eukaryota, Metazoa, Chordata, Mammalia, Rodentia, Cricetidae. Gene Ontology annotation, cellular component: intracellular membrane-bounded organelle.